Messenger RNA from Linnemannia hyalina, 210 nucleotides. The record is from the annotation of a GenBank genome assembly. Lineage: Eukaryota; Fungi; Mortierellomycota; Mortierellomycetes; Mortierellales; Mortierellaceae.
AUGGACACCAACGCUUCUUCGAUGGCCUUCUUCAAGAAUAUGAAGUGCAACAGCGCCCCUUCUUCAUCCUCUCCUCGCUCUAGCAGCCGCCUGUUCUCCUUCAAGUCCAAGAAGCCCUCGCGUGUCUCUCAAGCCAGCGCCUUCAACCCUGCCCACGAGAAGGUCAUGUCUUCCAACAACAACUCUGCCAGCACUCUUCUUCGCCACUAA